AUGACUAUGUCUGCCACCCCUACUAUUCAUGUCCUUGGGAUGGGUUCCAUGGGAACUCUGCUCUCUGUUAAUAUGAUCCGCUCUUCCAAUAUUAAUAUUAUCCCAUUAUUUAGGAAUUUAGCUAAAGUUAACAGAUUUAAAGAUGAGGCACAUUCUACCAUUGGAAUGAGAAAAGUUUAUCUAGAAGAUAAACCCUUAACAACCGCAAAAUUGAAUAAUAUCUAUUGCCCAGAGACAUUUCCCAAGAAUGACAUCAUUAAGAAUUUGAUUAUCACUACAAAGACAUAUCAAACAAAGGAUGCUUUGACACCUUAUUUAUCAUAUAUCAAUAAAGACACUAAUCUAAUUAUGGUACAGAACGGACUUGGGGUAUUAGAUGUUUUAAGAGAUGAAAUCUUUACCACCCCCAAUGAAAGACCUAAUUUAUUUCAAGGUGUGAUCGCACAUGGUGCAUUCCAGGAUCAUGAUUUCAUUUUCAAUCAUGCAGGUUUUGCUGAUAUGAAAAUAGCUAGAUUACCUUGGGAUGAACAAGACAUUUUACAAACUAAGAGUUUAGUGGUCAAAGAUGCGACAGAAAACGAAUUGAUUGAAAUAUUUAUGAACGAUGCUGUGAGGGAAUCAUUAGAUAUUCAUCAUAUGACUUAUCAGGAAUUAUUGUUGGGUCAAUUAUUUAAAUUCUUAAUCAAUUCAUGUAUCAAUUCCGUUACAGCCAUUGUUGACUCAGAUAAUGGUGAGAUCGUUGAAAAUUGUAAACCUGUAUUCAGAUCAAUAGUUACAGAAGCUCUAGAAAUAUUGAGAGUUGCAUAUAGCCCAUUAUUCGAAUAUGAAACUAAAUUUAACAACACACCAGAUUACCCAGUUUUAAGCGUAGACAAAACAUUAGAUAUCGAUUAUUUAGUAACCGAGAUUAAUAGAAUUGGUUGUAUCUUAAAUAAACACAAUAGUAGUUCGAUGAGACAAGAUACAAGAUACUUAAGAGAUACUGAAAUCGAUUAUAUUAAUGGUUAUACCGUUCAAAUGGCGGAAAAAUUCCAUCUUGGUGCCGGCUCAGCUAAAGUUAAUAAAACUAUCUGCGAAUUAGUAAAUUUGAGAUUGGGACUAAACAGAAAGAGAGCAGCUGAAGGUGAAUGGAAGUACAAAUAA
Molecule: messenger RNA, 1143 nt
Organism: Maudiozyma saulgeensis
Lineage: Eukaryota; Fungi; Ascomycota; Saccharomycetes; Saccharomycetales; Saccharomycetaceae
Source: the annotation of a GenBank genome assembly